GGUUCGCUUUUCGCGGGAAAGUUUCCGAAUUAUAUGUAUGCAUACAUCAACAAUGCUCAUAAUUGUUCAGGACGGUUGAUGGAAAUUGAGAACUUGACAAUCAAACAAUCCGUCUAAAUAAUAAGAUUAGAGCCAUUGUAAACGUAAGAGAAGUAAGACGUAAUUUAAAUCGACAUGUCAAGUCCAAUGAGACGGCCGCGGACGCCGUCGAGACCGGCAGAGGACGGCGGUUCAAGAAGUGGCACUCCUAGAAGGAAUCCAAAAACUCCCAGCAGGACUCCGUCGCUUCAGGGAACUCCAAGCAAAAAUUCCACGCCCAGUAAAAAUGGAAGUUCUCAGAAGGGUCCUGGAAGUGUUUCAGCGGAUACUCCAUUACGAUGGGGAAGUCGGCAUACACAAAAUGUUAUUUCCGCCUCUUCGGAAGACCCGGCCAAUGUGGUAGCAUCCUCCCCAGUCCAUGCAUUACAAACUAGUCCUUUACAUGCAGGAGUUUCCGAAAUUGAUCUGUCAUCUCCUCUAAAUUAUGGAACUCCAAGUUCCUUGGGAUCUGUUCGUACUCCACGUAGUGGAAUCAGAGGUACGCCAGUCAGGCACAGGACAGACAUUAGGGCGGACAAGCACAUGAGACAAGUCAACAUUGCUGAACCAAUUCCAGAAGAUCCAGGUCAAGUUCAAACAUCAGAAAGCGAAGGUGCUGGACCGCUCCUGGUGAUUUGGGGCACAAACGUAGUCCUUGAACGGUGUAAGGAAAAUUUCAAACGAUUCCUGCAACGUUAUAUCGAUCCUGAUGCAGAAAACGAUGAGUUGCCUGAAAAUAUGAAUGUAGCGGAGCCUCUUUACAUGCAAAAAUUAGAUGAGAUACAUACUUUAGAAGAACCUUAUAUGAACAUCAAUUGUGCUCAUUUGGAAGCCUUCGAUGAACAACUUUAUAAACAAUUAAUAUGUUACCCUGAAGAGGUGAUUCCCAUCAUGGAUAUGGCAGUGAAUGAAAUGUUUUUCGAAAAAUAUCCAGCAGCUGUAUUGGAACAUCAAAUUCAAAUACGGCCAUUCAAUGCCGCUAAGACCAAGAAUAUGCGACUUCUCAACCCUGAAGAUAUUGAUCAAUUAAUUACAGUCACUGGAAUGGUGAUAAGAACCUCUGAUGUUAUUCCAGAAAUGCGUGAAGCCUUCUUCAAGUGUGUUAUUUGUUCCUUAACAACUUCUGUUGAGAUCGACCGAGGCCGGAUUUUAGAACCCACUCUUUGUACUCAUUGCAACAAUACUUACUGCUUUACUUUGGUUCAUAACCGUAGUCACUUUUCGGAUAAGCAGAUGAUAAAACUGCAAGAGUCACCAGAUGAUAUGCCUGCUGGACAAACUCCUCAUACAGUAAUUGCUUUCGCCUACAAUGAUUUGGUCGAUUCCAUCUUACCGGGUGACAGGGUUUACGUGACUGGAAUUUACCGUGCAGUGCCCAUACAGGUCAAUCCAAGACAGUCUACUGUACGAGCUGUAUACAGGACUCACAUUGACGUAGUACACUUCAGGAAACAAGACUCAAAGAGGCUGUAUGAACAGGAAGAAGGCAAGGACCAUGCGUUUCCUCCCGAACGAGUGGAACUGCUAAAAUUUCUAUCGCAGAAGGAAGAUGUUUACGACAGAUUAGCUCGAAAUCUAGCGCCAAGCAUCUACGAAAACGAGGAUAUCAAAAAGGGAAUUCUGCUGCAACUGUUCGGUGGCACAAAAAAAACUCAUACCUCUUCUGGUAGAGCUCACUAUCGUUCAGAAAUCAACAUACUACUCUGUGGUGACCCUGGUACCAGCAAGUCCCAAUUAUUGCAGUUUGUCUAUCACUUGGUUCCAAGAUCACAGUAUACCAGCGGCAAAGGAUCUAGUGCAGUCGGUUUAACAGCUUACGUUAGCAAGGACCCUGAAACCAGACAACUCGUUCUACAAACGGGUGCAUUGGUCCUCGCUGAUAAUGGCAUUUGUUGCAUUGACGAGUUCGACAAGAUGAAUGAUUCCACUAGGUCGGUACUCCAUGAGGUGAUGGAGCAGCAAACUUUAAGCAUAGCCAAGGCGGGUAUUGUCUGCCAAUUGAACGCAAGGACUAGUAUUCUUGCCGCUGCUAAUCCUUGCGAAUCCCAGUGGAAUAAAAAUAAGACGGUGAUUGAAAACGUAAUGCUGCCACAUACUCUAAUAUCUCGUUUUGACUUGAUUUUCCUGAUGCUGGACCCUCAGGAUGAACUCUUCGAUAGAAGGCUUGCUAAACAUUUAGUUUCUCUGUACUAUAAAAGUGCUCCUGACGCUGAAGAUGAAAUCUUUGAUUUGAGUAUUUUGCGAGAUUAUAUAGCCUAUGCUAAAGAACACAUACAACCUACUUUAAGCGAAGAGUCUCAACAGAAGUUGAUCCAAGCCUAUGUCGAUAUGAGAAGAGUUGGAAGUGGCAGAGGGCAAAUCACGGCGUACCCUAGACAGCUGGAGUCACUCAUUCGGUUAUCCGAAGCCCAUGCCAAAAUUCGUUUCAGCCCUGUCGUCGAAAUGGUAGACGUUGAGGAGGCAUGGAGGUUACAUCGAGAAGCCUUGAAACAAUCCGCCACUGAUCCUCUAAGUGGCAAAAUCGACAUCGGUAUAUUAACUACCGGUAUGUCUGCAGCUGGCAGAAAACGAAAAUUAGAACUUGCCGAAAGUGUAAAAAAAGUCAUUGUAUCAAAAGGAAAAGUCUCCUUGAAUUACCAGAAGGUCUUUACAGAAAUCAAAGAAAACUCGUCAAUCCUGGUGACCAGAGACAUGUUUGAAGAGGCACUGAAGUACUUGCAAGAUAACGGCAUUGUGAUUUUGGUCGGUAAAAACACCAUUCGAGUUUGCUGAAUUCAUGAACAUACUUUGGCUGAUAAAUUUCCUCAGGCUCCGCACAUUGUGACGAAGAAUGUUCUAUCAGUGUACAACGUGCCUUAUGACCAUACUUGAUUAAAAUCCUUUUUAAUUAUA
Molecule: messenger RNA, 2970 nt
Organism: Orussus abietinus
Lineage: Eukaryota; Metazoa; Arthropoda; Insecta; Hymenoptera; Orussidae
Gene: dpa
Product: DNA replication licensing factor MCM4
Exons: 8
Coding region: 175-2850 (891 amino acids)
Biological process (GO): DNA replication; double-strand break repair via break-induced replication; DNA strand elongation involved in DNA replication
Cellular component (GO): MCM complex; nucleus
Molecular function (GO): single-stranded DNA binding; ATP binding; single-stranded DNA helicase activity
Source: RefSeq, a predicted model, not a curated record